AUGGCUUCAGCUGCUGCUAAACGUCUCACCGGCAAGACUAUCCUUGUCACCGGUGCCUCCUCCGGCAUCGGCCGUUCCACUGCUCUCGAGUUUGCCCGAACUGCGCCCAAGAAUGACCUACGUCUCAUUCUCACUGCGCGCCGUGUUGACACCCUCAAAGAGCUAGCCGAGCAGAUCAAGAGCGAGGUCGGUGAUGGCGUUCAGGUUCUUCCAUUCAAACUUGAUGUCAGCAACUCUGCUGAAGUGAAGAGCAUCGUAAACAACCUGCCUAAAGAGUGGAGGAACAUUGAUGUUCUUGUCAACAAUGCUGGCCUUGUCAAGGGUGUGGCUCGGGCUCCGGAAAUCGCUGAGGAGGAUAUGAAUAUCAUGUUCCAGACAAAUGUCACUGGUCUCAUCAACAUGACCCAGGCCAUCCUCCCUAUCUUCCUGGCCCGGCCUGACGGUGGUCACGGAGAUAUCAUCAACGUAGGCUCCAUCGCUGGUCGAGAGCCCUACCCUGGUGGCGGUAUCUACUGCGCUACUAAGGCUGCUGUCCGUAGCUUCACUGAGAGCUUGCGAAAGGAGCUCAUUGCCAGCCGCGUUCGUGUUAUUGAGAUUGACCCCGGCCAAGUUGAGACUGAGUUCUCUGUGGUACGAUUCUAUGGCGACAAGGCAAAGGCCGAUGCAGUAUAUGCCGGGUGCGAACCUCUCACACCCGAGGACAUUGCCGAGGUCGUCGUGUUUACCGCGACCCGCCGAGAGAAUGUUGUUAUUGCUGAUACACUAGUUUUCCCCAGUCAUCAGGCUGGUGCCGGUUCCAUGCAUCGAAAGGGGGCAUAG
Molecule: messenger RNA, 819 nt
Organism: Fusarium poae
Lineage: Eukaryota; Fungi; Ascomycota; Sordariomycetes; Hypocreales; Nectriaceae
Exons: 5
Coding region: 1-819 (272 amino acids)
Cellular component (GO): cytosol
Molecular function (GO): oxidoreductase activity
Source: RefSeq, a predicted model, not a curated record